Penaeus chinensis is the source of this 3795-nucleotide messenger RNA. It is a transcript of the gene Bdp1, whose product is annotated as transcriptional regulator ATRX-like. The coding region runs from base 12 to 3452 and encodes 1146 amino acids. Gene Ontology annotation, cellular component: transcription factor TFIIIB complex. The record is from RefSeq and is a predicted model, not a curated record. Lineage: Eukaryota; Metazoa; Arthropoda; Malacostraca; Decapoda; Penaeidae. Gene Ontology annotation, biological process: RNA polymerase III preinitiation complex assembly. The transcript has 6 exons. Gene Ontology annotation, molecular function: TFIIIC-class transcription factor complex binding.
AACAGAUCGAGAUGAGGCGAAUGAAAAUCAGGGCCGUGCCCAACAUGCGGCCAGGGGGUAGCCAGCGCACAGGGCCAGGGCCAAACAAAACUGCUGCCUCGUCCAUCAAGCUGCCAGGCAUUGUGAAGGAGGAGGCCCCUGGAAAUGAUCCUCAGGGCUCAGCAGAGCUUGAGGCAAAUGCAACCUUGCAGAGUUCAGAAAUGAAUCAUCCUGACAGCCACACAACUGCAGAUGUAAUAGCACAAUCAAUCAAGUUAGAGAAGACUAGUGUAAAGGGAGCAGCUCCAGAGGAAUUGAGUUCACCCUCUACAAGCCAGACUUCUCUCUCUAAUAUUUCACCACAAAGGAAUUUGUCUCAAGAAAGUAUUUUAUUAGACAAGGCUAGUACACAACAAGACUCAUUGUUGACAUCACAGAGUGAUAACCCUGUGGUGCAUGUAGCUAAGGAUACAAAGGUACAGACUGAAAGCCAAGCAGAAGGAAGUUUGGGACCUCCUGAAGAUGUAAAAGUGAAACAAGAGUCUGUGCAAAAUACUGCGUCUGCUGGAGAAAACAAAGCUUUAGCAAGUAUGCGUAGAAAGAGAUUAAAAAUUGCACCAAUGGUUAGCACUGGUAGAAAAGGUGCCAUUAAUGCUCCUAGUGUGUGUGAACCUAGUACCUCUAAAAAGACUGUAGGCAGUGAAACCAUUGACAGAAAGACAGAAAGAACACUUGCUGUGUCUCAAGGUGCAGAAGCAAAGAGCAGGGAUGAACAAAGUGUUAGUUCUCAAAUGGAAAAGGACUCUAAAAACAAUAUUAGUAAAACAGAAAUUAUAGACAUUUGUACAGAAGAAAAAGAUUUUAGUCAGGGAGGAACAUCAGACACAGCAAAAGAGAGUGAAAUAUCCAUAAUAAGUGAAGGCAUAGCAAGUGGCACAUCAGGUGUAGUGCCAGUUGGUUCAGCAUCAAAAGACAAAUCACAAGAUCCUCAGGUUAAAAGAGUCAAAUUUGCAGCAGAUACUGUUAUGGCUCAUACUUCAAAUUAUAAACCCACUGAUUCAGAAGUAGUAGUGAUAAAUUCAGAUAUUUCACCAGAAGCUUCUCAGUCGAGUUCAGAAGAACGAAGAAAUGAUGAUAGUGGAAACUCGCUUUUGAAAAGUAAAUGUGACAGUAAGGAAGGAGUCCAGGCAGUGGAGUGCGUUGAAAGUAGUACAUCUCAGGGCAGUGGAACAUGUAUUAGGAGAGCAAGGAUACGAGCCAAACCUGCCUUUUCAGUGAAAAAGAGACCCCCCAAGAAGGUGGAUGCUGUGGAAGUGAAGAAAGAACCGUCCACAAAAGAGGCUGAAGAAGUAAAGAGUCAGCCUAAAGAACCUGAAACAAGCACGGCCAUUUCAUCCUCAGUAGUAGGAGAUGGAGCUGAACAGGAACCAGUCACUGAAAGGACUGAAACCUCGGUUGUACAAGAAAGAGUAAGAAUACUGAAGAGAGAAACUGCUGUGGCAACAACAGAAAGUAGUGAGGAAACUGUUUCAAAUCAACAAUCUAAAAAAACAGAUAGUUCUAUAGAGGAAAGCAAAGAGUUUGUUCUGCAGCAAAGUAAGAUACUAGAGAAGAAUAGACAGGAGUUAACACAGGAGGAAAGAGUGAGGGAAAGAGAAGAUGCUGACAGUGAUGACAGCUGUGGUGAUAAGGAAAAUUCAUCAAAAGGAAUCAAACAUAUCAAAAAGGAAGUGACAUCUAAGAGUAAGUCAUUUAAACCAAGUAAGGGGAAGUUGUCCCAAGUGGGCCUAACUUCACCAAAGAUUAAGCUGGUAAACAAAAUAAAAGGGAAUGAAAUUGACAGCAAAGAAUCUAUUGAAAGUACAGAGAAGAAAAUUUUCCGUGAGAGGAAGGAGAAGUUCAGAAAAAAAUUGACAAAAGGGUCUUUAGAGCCAAAGAGCAUGACCAUGUUUGACCUCAUUUUCUUCAAUCCUGCAGCUAACCCCAUGCCAGGGCGAUCUGACUCGCCAAAGAAAAGGCGACGCCUCAAUAGUAAGUGUGAGACAGAGAGUGUGACUUCCGACAUCUUGGAAGAGCAGAAAGUUGACGAUUUAGGCUUGGAUACAUCAGAACCUCCAGAAGAAAGCAGACCUAGCACUCCAGAAGUCCAGGUGUGUGAGGAAGAUAAAGAGGACUUGCAGAAAGACUCUCAGGAAGAUGGUGAAGAACCAGAGAAGAAUGAGGAGGAGGAACAAGAGGAACAGAAGGAAGAAGAAGUAGACACAUUAGCCCCCAGGGUGAAAAUUGGUGCAAACGGACAGAUCAUCCUAGAUGAGACAAGCCUGAAGAUCCGAACGACAGCCGCCAAGAAUAGGGAUGAGAUUCUGAGCAAAGCAGAGGUUGUGGAAGAAAGCAACGACACCAGCCACUAUGGGAAGUGGAGCAAGAAGAGGAAACGGUCCUCCCUGUGGACAAUGAAGGAGACGGCCAGGUUUUAUAAGGCCCUCUCCACUGUGGGUACUGACUUCUCCCUGAUGGAGACCUUGUUUGCCUGGAGGUCACGGGCUGAGCUGAAGACAAAGUUCAAGAAAGAGGAGCGCAGCAACAGAGCAUUAGUUGAUAAGGCCCUCCAAGACUCCACCCAGUUUGACUUCUCCUUGUUUGAUAUCGAGUCUGAUUAUGACCCAGAAGAAGACAGAAAGGCAUGCAAAGAAGCUGAGCGAGAAGAGGCCAAGCGUAGACGGCUGGAAAUCAAACAGGAAGAGAAAGCACGGGUAAAGGAGGAAAAGGAGAAAAUUAAGGCGCAUAAAUCAAAUUUGAGAAAAAAGAGAGAUCUGCUGAAGAAAAUAAAAAAAAAGAAAAAAGACACAAGUGAUGAAGAAGAGGAAGACGAGGACUUGGAGGAGGAGGACAUCCCGUACGACGACGGGAAUGACCCCAGCAGCGGUGACGAAGCAGAGAUGGAAGAGGCUCCUGCACCAGAUGGGGACAGUGACAAGGGUGAAACAAGCAAAUUGCCCAAGAAGGAGAUUAAACCGCAGAGGAAGCGGAGGAAGAGAGCUGUUCCUAAAAAGAAAUCAGAGCAAAGCCCUCUGGUGAUCAGCGAGGUGACUGUCACAGUGGAAACAGUCAAGUACAACCAGCCAGCCAGUUCAGAAGAGUAUGUCUGUGAGAAAACUAUUGCAGAAGAUGCAGCUGAAGGUUCCAAAGACCCCAUAGCAGUGGGCCAUAGUACAUUUGCAACACAAGGAACAGAAUCUGCAGAUACAGAAGCUGAGCAGAAGGUGUGGCACUUCCCAAUAUCAGAUAUCCAGACUUUGGAAGAUGGAAAGCAGGUUGUUGAAGUCCCAACUCCUGCUGGCCCCAAGAUUGUCCCCGUGCCCACUCUUGCACCAGGGACCUCGAAUGUCAUCGUCAUGGCGACAGACGCCCCGGAUUCUCCUGGUGAACACAUAUAUCACGUUUAUCUUGUGUCUCCUCUAGAGAAUGCAUAACUGCUCAUAUUUUAUGGGAUGUUUUGUUGAUAAGGGAGAUAAGUAUCUAAAAUAAGGAUAAACGUUUUAUUACUCAUGUUAGUGAUUUUAUUUCUCUUCAUUGUUUAGUGGGGGAUGAAAUUGGAUAUUUGAAUUAUUUGUAAGUUAAAAUAUGAUCCUAGUCAUUGGUAGCUACACAUGGGGUUGUAGAAAUAUCAUUAUCAUACAUAGGUAAGAACUGUACAUUUUUUUGUUUUAUGUGUUUGUAGAGUUCCUCUACAAAUUUCAUUGAGUGUGUGAAAAGUUUGAGGUUUCCUUAUACUUACUAAGCAUAAGUAAUAGGUACAUGUAUGUAUGUAUGUAU